Microdochium trichocladiopsis is the source of this 3159-nucleotide messenger RNA. RefSeq lists its product as uncharacterized. Lineage: Eukaryota; Fungi; Ascomycota; Sordariomycetes; Xylariales; Microdochiaceae. Gene Ontology annotation, molecular function: DNA-binding transcription factor activity, RNA polymerase II-specific; zinc ion binding. The transcript has 5 exons. Gene Ontology annotation, biological process: regulation of DNA-templated transcription. The record is from RefSeq and is a predicted model, not a curated record. The coding region runs from base 1 to 3159 and encodes 1052 amino acids.
AUGGUGUUCUGUGCAUACUGUGGCAAGAGCUUUACAAGGAAAGAGCACCUGGAGAGGCAUAUUCCAAGUCACACGAACGUAAAACCACACAGAUGCAGCGCGUGCCAGCUGUCCUUUGCAAGAAGGGAUCUUUUGCAACGUCACCAUUCGACAUACCAUGAGGCACGAGACCCAAUGGAGCCUUCGCCUGGUGGCGUCCCAACCAUCGCUGGCAAGACUCCCAUCGCUUGCCUUAACUGCGCCCAAGCCAAGACGGGUUGUGAUAAGAGAGUGCCCUGCUCACGAUGUGCGGAAAAGAACCUCGACUGCGCGGCACGCUUUGCGAGACGAUCUUCAAAGGCUGCUCUGAGAGCUGCUCAAGCCGCAGCCGCUACAAAAGUUGAUCAACCAGCAGUCUCGUCAUCCGUCCCGACCUCCACGGCCCUUGGCGUCAAUGUGCCUAGUCCAACUCAUCCCACAGAGGUCGACCAUGAGUCACAUCCUUCUGGUUCGGCGACUAUCGACCCAGCAUGCAUGGGGAUGAAUCAUACCCACCAAAGACACGGACCUCAGAACAAGAUUGUUGGCACGGAAACAGACAAUGCCAUCAUGAUCGACCCACUGCUACAGUCGCACGGGAGAACAUCGUCACAGAGCUCCCCAGACGUGUCACAUCUGAGCUCUGAGGCGGUCUCGCCAGCUCAAUUGCAUGCACACAUCCCAGAUGAGGUUAUAAGCUCGGAGGGUGAUUUCAUGCUCCAGGAUGGGAAUUUCCAGGACAUGCUGUUGUGGCAAGACAUACAUAUGGACUUUGACAUGUAUGGUGGUAACCCCCAGUUUGGUCGGCAAGACAUGUCCGUCUCAGCCAUACCCGAACUCAAUGACAUAGCCUCGUGCUCAAGUUCCGAGAAGAUGAUAUCUUCACGCGGAUCGGUUUCGACACAUACGCGAAGCACAAGCAUCGCAUCCCAUCGUGAUGCCGACACUGGCGGACUCACGAAGGAGCCAUUAUUUGAUCUCGUCAACGAAGAGUCAAUACCAGAAUUCGAAGCUGUGAUAGCAGCUGAAGCGGGGUGGUCCUUGGCCAGGUGUAAUACGCCCAUCUACUCAAGCACCUGUCCGCGUACUGGUAUUGUCCAUUUGGAGUGUCUCGAGCAGAAAUCGAAGCAGGAGGGCACCUGGGAUGCUCUAGAUCAAUAUCUCAACAGCACCAAACGCAGCACCACCGAUCAUGCCCCCGUCAUUCCCAUGUCUUCCAGGUCACGAGAUCGCAUGCUUGCGAUCACGCAGACUUUCCUACACAAAGCCCUUGAGAUCCACCGAGGCGGCCUUCACAGGCAACACAACACCCAAUAUUCCAAUGCGAGCCAGCCCACCUUCCUGGUUUUGCCCCCCUCCAACGUCGUAGAGUAUUUUCUGCGAAGCUACGUUGGGAGCACCUCGUUCUUCUACUCUCUGGUAUCGACAGGUUGUGUUGAUCCGAACGAUCUUCUGUCUCAUAGCACAGCCUCGAUACUCUUGCUCCUGUUGAUGAUCGCUCAGGGAGCAUCAACCGUGCCUACCGCCGAAGCUCGAGCCUUAUCGGCUGGGCUGAUCGAGACUUGCCGGAUAUCUCUCUUUGAUAUCAUUGAAAAAGAUAUUGAGAUGUCUGCAGACCUGACAGCUCUCCAGUGCGCUGCCCUGUUCACCAUGGCGGGUGCCUGGAGCGGGGACAAAUGGCUAAUGGAUAUUGCUAUGGGACAGCGAGGAAUGUAUUUGUCGAUGCUGAAGCAUGCUGGCAUGUUCGAUGCGCAACCUUCGAUGAUCCCAGCUUUGAACCAACCCCCAACCAACGUCGAGCUGCAAUGGCGAUCUUGGCUGCAGCGAGAAACUCAGAACAGGCAAAAACGCCCGCACAGACUCACCUAUAACUGGGUCAUGAUUGACCAAGAACUGAGCCUUUUCCACGACAUAGCACCGAUGCUGUCUGUCAGCGAUCUGCUAGCUCCUUUGCCUGGGCCGGAGCUUCUGUGGAUGUCGGCAAAUGCGGACCAGUGGUUUGCAGCAAUGCAGUCAAUGUACGGCUGCACUGCGAACGUGAACCCGCAGCUACUUACUUCACAGUCACUGUCCCCGUCGCUUUUUGACCUCUUUCAAGAUUUUCUCCACGACUCUAUGAAGAGCCGGCCCACCCGGACCACUCCCCAGCAACUGCGCCUUUUACUGCACCCUUUGCAGUCCCUGCUUUGCCACCUUCGACAAAUGUUGUCCUGCUUCUCGGACGUACUUGGCACAAGGCACAUCAGCACUCGAACUGUCACAAAGGCCUCAACACAGCUCCGGCUUGAAGAGGUGCAAGCGCUGUUGCAGAGGUGGUAUGAGCUAAGCAUUGAGCACCAGAAUGCCGAUCAAAACUGCUGCGUGACGAAGACAAACCUAGUCCUAUAUCACUUGAUCUCACUCAACGCGGUGACAAAUUUUCCCGAGGUCGAGCGUCUUGCUCGCCGGGACUGCUUUGACGGCUCCUACUGGGAGCUCAGUCUGCGCCACAAGCGAUGCAUUUUCCAGCGCGAAGAGGCAAUUUUCCACUGUGGUCAAGUGCUCCGCCUCUUGCGUGCUCUGCCAAGCGAGAAGAGGCCAAGCUGGUGGUCAGUAGCCCUGUAUCGUGCGACACUCAUUCUGUGGGCCGACAGCAUUUCACGACUGGAUCCAAGUUUCCAAGUACAACAGAAAGGAACUGCCGCGCAGGAACAUGCUGCCAGAGGUGAAGAUUCGAGAGAAAGUCAUCCCGAUUACAACCCGGUCGCAGUCGCAGUCGAUCAAGUCACGCCCGAGGAUCCCCUCGUUGCCGCAUACCUGUGGAAUGGCAGUGGUUUCCCUGUGCUCACAAACCCAGAUGGCGGCGUUCUCAGUAUCGAGAACCCCGGUAACAUCCUUGGGUAUGCUAUUCGCACGGUACAGACAUCGCCAGCUUCGCGACUCGGCGAUGGGAUUCGGCGUAAGCUUCUUACUCUGGGAAGGAACUGGCAAACGGACGGGUUGACGGAUGGUCACAACAUGCCCACAACGACGAUCGGGAGCAAACCCACAGUGGUCUUGCCCCCAUCGCAAGCCCCAAUGAUGUUUCCCUUCCAUUACCCACAGACAGGACAUGCUCACGGGGUGGCGACUGCUCAUACUGGCCAGGAUGGGAUCCUCUGA